Bolinopsis microptera is the source of this 1708-nucleotide messenger RNA. Its product is annotated as proton-activated chloride channel-like. Bases 67 to 1233 code for a protein of 388 amino acids. The record is from RefSeq and is a predicted model, not a curated record. The transcript is spliced from 11 exons. NCBI's taxonomy places the organism in Eukaryota, Metazoa, Ctenophora, Tentaculata, Lobata, Bolinopsidae.
GAAGUUAGAAUGUCUGGAUAUGAUUUGAGUAGAUGAGUAUUAUAUGUACACAGAAUACUGAUAUCCAUGGCAGACAUAGGUGUUCUUAUCGAUGAUGACUACGUUGGAAUCAAUGAUGAAGAUUGCCAGACUAUUCCAAGUCAGUGCUAUACAACAAUAUCCAAAGGAAAAGUUCAACAGACAGAUUCUAAAUGUGCAUACUGUUGUUGGAAAAUCACUGAGAUCCUAAAAGCGUUUGUCCUUCCUUUGAUCUACACAUUAGUAGUAGCAGGUUGUGGGGUUUACUGUUGGCAGAUCUUAUCUAAUUACAGCCACUCUCUUCGACAUCCCAUAGAAACUUUGUCAUAUGUUUAUACAGAAAAAUAUGAGCCCCCGGGAAUUGCAGUGUUUAUGUUUGACAAUGCUACCUUUGUUAAAUGUGAGAAGAGCUUCUAUUACGAUACUGAAAAAUUGAAAAAAGGACAGAAGCAAGAUAGAUGGAAAAGGGAUCGGAAAGGCAGAGGACAGACAAGUUUGUCUUCUUUAAUGAGAUUUAACAAGGAUAUAGAAACUCAGCCUUGCUUGUUCUCAACAAUAUCGGACUACGAGAGUAUCAUGGCUCGUCAGAACACGAGUAUGAUGGUAUUUCAGGGUCCUGGUAAUGUUAUGAGACGAGAGCACAUGAAAAUACAUUUCAAGGUAGAUCAGCAAAAAAUAGACCCUGAUAUAGGUUUUCUGGAGUAUUUUCCUUUUGCUAACUUCUCCGAGUGGACUAACGAUUUUAACUCUUCCCAAACUUACUUACAGGAUCGAGAGCGAUUACAAGACAUUUGGCCGCUAGCUAUGGGGUUCACAACCUACUCUCGCCUUUCAAUACGAGUGUUCAAAAGUAUGGAUAUUGAUCAUCUUUCAGGUAACAAUACAUCAGCCUCCACAAACAGACUAAAUGACCACAGAACUAUCUUCAACCCAGUUAAUGACAUAGUCAAGUUCCUGCCCCCCGAUACUGCUAAUUACACGCCACAUUAUGAGAAUAUGUUCGCUAUAUUCGAGUGGAGGGACAGUGAAUAUGAAGUUAUUGAAGAUGUUGUUACAAUGAAUCUAGUAACUACAAUCGGUUUAAUGGUUACUGCAGUCCUAACUUUACUCAGAAUGAUGGAUCUUACCAAGGUUAUAUUGCGAAGACAACGUAUCCGAUACAACCAGAACAGACUCAGUUUUUACAGCAUUUGCACGUGCUGCAAGAAAAAUUGAAACUCAGCACAGUCUAACCUGUUCGUUAGUCAGCUUAUCAGAACAAGUUUAAGACUAUUUCAGAUAUCAGAUGACCGAUUCCAAGACUCUGCCUUUAAGUGAUCCGUCGGCGGGUCUUUACCACUUGGUACCUUAUAUUAAGUCAAAAGAGUCCAAUAGAGAACAAAAUAACCGAUCUUACAUAUUCUUGUGUUUUUUGUUAUUCAAUUAAUCAAAAACAUGUGGUGGCCAUUUUAAAAUUCUGGACUCCGGAUUUGUGAGAGCCAACAGUACAAUUUCUACUUAAUUUAAUGUAAAUAAAGUUUCUCGGUUCUUAUUGUGUCCAUGCAGCGUAUAACUAUUCAGUUUAUUAUUGGUGUGCAGCGUGAAGCAUGUAUUCUUUUUUUCUUAUUAGAACUCUAUUUAUGUUGUGGUUUAUCGUUCCCGAUUGACCUCUUUUAAUUUUUUUACGGGAUUUUCAUUUUCAGUAAUUAAG